CCUACGCCUUAUCUCUACUGCAUCCACCAACAAACAGAAUAACAUGGUUGAAUCAAACAUGUCGCAGCGAGCUGGACAGGCCGCCGAAUCAGCAAAACAAGUCCCUUGGCAUGUCAUGUCGGAUACAUGGUCUCCCACCACCAACCCCAGCGGCUAUGUCAACGUUGGCGUCGCAGAGAACAUGCUGAUGCACGAUACGUUGCUGGAAUAUAUCAACACAAAACUCAGUCUGCCGGCAAAAUAUCUUACUUACCAUGACGGCGCGACGGGGUCAGAUCGUCUCCGACGCGCUAUCGCGGGUUUCCUGAAUAAGCAUUUCCAGCCGGCCUAUCCUGUGGUUAGCGAUCAUUUAGCCGUGACGAAUGGUGUCUCUUCGGCUAUCGAGCAUGUGUCGUGGGCAUUCGCGGAUCCGGGUGAGGGGAUCCUCCUGGGAAGACCGUACUACGGAACAUUCAUCCCCGACAUGUCGCUCCGGCCUAGCACCGCAGUUAUUCCUGUCGAGUUCCAGGACUGUGAUCCAUUCAGCCUCGAAGCUGUGGAUCGAUACGAGAAGGCGUUACUUAAUUUUCAGAAGUCCGGUCGACGAGUUCGCGCGUUGAUGCUAUGCCACCCGCAUAAUCCGUUAGGACGGUGUUAUCCCCGCGAGACGUUGAUCAAUUUAAUGCAGCUGUGCCAAAAGUAUCAGUUGCAUUUUAUCAGUGAUGAGAUCUAUGCUCUUUCUGUAUGGGAGAAUACGAUCGAUGAAUUACAGUCUCCGCCUGUGCCGUUCGAGUCUGCUCUUUCAAUUGAUACGGCCGAUAUCAUCGACCCGGGCCUCGUUCAUGUGCUGUGGGGUAUGAGUAAGGACUUUGGAGCGAAUGGUUUGCGGCUGGGCGUGAUUGUCUCACAGAAUAACGCGGACCUUCACAUGGCAUUGAAGGGUGUGACCUUGUACAGCUACUCUUCCUCCGUCUCAGACCACCUGGCUUCUAUCAUCCUAGAAGACCAUGCUUUCACCGAACGCUAUAUCAAGCAAAACCAACAGAAACUCUCCGAAUCUUACGCAUUUGCCGUCCAGCUUCUUAAGGACAAUGGCAUCGAGCACGCUGCCGGUGGCAACGCCGCGUUCUUCCUCUGGAUCGAUCUGGGUCGGAAAUAUCGCGAGGUACACCCGGAUGAGCCUGAGGAUUCCGAUGCAGGUGGGAAGGUGAUGACAGCACUUAUGGAGAAGAAGGUAUUUGUAUCGAGUGGGGCUUUGUUCGGGUCAGAGCAUAGUGGAUGGUUCCGUCUUGUGUUUUCGCAGCCGCGGGAGUAUAUUGAGGAGGCGUUGCGGAGGGUCAUGUUGGCGAUGGAAUAAGUCAAUUCUGGGAUUAGAAUACUGUGCACAGUAAACAUUUUCAAUUAAUAUGUACAUAAAACACAUUGCUGGAUGCUUGCUGUUUCUUCGAAACGUACACAGCAUUACAAUGCUAGUAUUGGCGACCAUUAUCGUAAAAAGCAUAAUGUCGAAAAAAUUCCGAGU
Aspergillus ruber CBS 135680 is the source of this 1501-nucleotide messenger RNA. Its product is annotated as putative aminotransferase. Bases 59 to 1336 code for a protein of 425 amino acids. Lineage: Eukaryota; Fungi; Ascomycota; Eurotiomycetes; Eurotiales; Aspergillaceae. Gene Ontology annotation, biological process: biosynthetic process; amino acid metabolic process. The transcript has a single exon. Gene Ontology annotation, molecular function: transaminase activity; pyridoxal phosphate binding. The record is from RefSeq and is a predicted model, not a curated record.